AUCAAAGCGCGCGCAUUCAUUUGAUUAAUUAUAUAAACCGCCAUAUGCUACAUGGCCAUGGUACGCCUAGCCAGAAGAAGAGGGAGAAGCUAAAGAGAGGCCCCCACCAGUAAGAGGAGCAUUUUUUGAAGGCAGGAGCGAGGAGCCUGAGUUCUCGUCCCAGACUCUAGCAAUUGAAAAAGACGCGCGGGUCUCAAAAUGGCGGUUCUCGUGGAAGCAGAGAGUCAUUUAAUGUCUGAAGACAAUAACGAGUGCCUGAUGUGUCAAGGAGUUGUUAAAGAGCCAUUUGUAAGGUGUCGCCAAUGUCAUCCUACAGUGGACAUUUGUUUAGAGUGUUUCUCCAGAGGAGCUGAGGAGAAAGAUCACCACAGUGACCAUUGCUAUGAAAUAGUUAGCAACAAUUUUCCAGUCUUGGAAAAGAAUUGGAAUGCUCAAGAAGAAAUUGAUCUUCUGGAUGGAAUCUCUGAUAGUGGCUUUCAAAACUGGAAAGAGGUUGCUAAACAAGUUCAGAGUAAAACAGAAGAAGAGUGUGAAGAACAUUACAUGAGGUGUUACAUUGAUGAACCUUGUGAAGCUCUUCAGAUUCCAGAACUGAAGCCAGUUGUACCUGCCUGUACACCAUCACCAUCCUCUGCUGGCAUUCCAUUCAAAGCAAUGGAUGACCCACCAAGGCCUCCAAUGGAUUCCGCACGUAGCUUGGAAAUGUCAGGUUACAUGCCAUGUAGGGGAGAUUUUGAUGUGGAAUAUGACAACUAUGCUGAGGUUGAUAUAAAAGACAUAGAAUUUGAUUCUACUGAUUCAGACCUUCUUCGAGAACUUAAAAUUGCUGCUGUUGAGAUCUUUCUGUCACGACUUCGACAGAGAUUCUACAGAAAACACAUUGUGAGAAAAUAUGGACUUAUCAACAUCAGGAAAUUACAAACUGUGGAAAGAAAGCAAUCAAAAGCAGAAAGGGAUCUGCGUGAUAGCCUCAGGCCUUUUGCUCGUCUUCAUUCACCUGACCAACAUGAAAUAUUUGUCCAAGGAUUACUAAUGGAAAAUUUUCUUAAGAAAGAAAUUGUCAGUUUACAAGAAUACAGAUCAGCAGGAAUUUGCACUAGAAAAGGUGCAGAGGUUUAUGAACGACUGCACAGACAUCGACAAGAAUAUAAAUCACGCAGGAAAAUGUUAGAUGAUAUUCUAGUUCACAUCCAGGACGAGAAAGCUUGUCAAGUAUGGCUGCAUAGACAGGCUCAAAUAGAUUCAGGACAGAGCUUAGCGCCCCUUCCUCUCCCUAGCUUAGGUCGUAAGCCUGCAGCUCGUUUGGAUAUCAGUGGAACUCCUGGAGUGGAACAGCUAAGACCGAUGGAAAGAGAGUUGUGUAGCAGUCUGCGAUUACUGCCACACGACUAUCAAAGCUACAAAUCAACAUUGAUCAAGGAAUACGAGAAACAAGGAUCACUGCGACUCGCUCAAGCUCGCACUCUGAUCCGGAUUGAUGUGAACAAGACUAGAAAGAUGUACAACUUUUUUGUGGAGCAAGGCUGGGUCAAACAACCUGAUGGUUAACUCAGCGAAACUAAAUUUAAUUGUAUUUAUGGUACUUUGUUAGAAAUGUAAUAAAGUUGUUCUAGAAGAAGUCUGUACAAGUUGCUGCACUGCGCAAAGUUACGUUUUCAUCAUCUUGCAUUUGAUUCUUAUAUCGGAAACGUAAGGUUCUUACAAACUGUCAAUUAAGUGUACAAGAAAAUUUUGAAGACAAUGGGUAGCCCUAAGUGUUGUUUGUUACAAAGAUCUAAGUCAAAGGGAAAUUUUGCGAAUGGACUGUGAUGGCGCCGUCACUUUGACAUAAGCGUAAGCAUAAGCAUAAGCAUAAACAAAAGCAUAAGAAAAAUAUGUGUGAACCGAGGUUACAUAAGCAUAAGCAUAAGGAUGGCUAUUGCGCAGGCGCAGUUCACCUCUCAGGAAUCAAAGAUGGCGGAUAACGAAGUCGAAAUUGGGUUGUUGCUCCUGUUAAGCCGUAGAAAUCGAAGAAGAUUGCUUAUGCAAAGAAAAACACAAAGAAAACCGAGAAAGGUCUGGAUAAGAGACAUUUUUACGAGAAGAAAGACACAAGGCGAUUAUUAUAACCUUGUACAAGAAUUAAAACUUAAUGCAACCUCCUUUGCUACAUCACUCCAAGCCAACCUUUUCUUGUUUUUGUCUUUUAAGUCUGCUGAUUUUUUGUCGUACAAACAAGGAUAAUUGCGGACAGAUUCCGCCAACUUUUCGUUCACUUGCGUUGCCAUGUUUUCAGCUGACAGAUUCUGACAGAGCGGGCCUGGAUUUUAUUUUUGUGUAUUCCGCUGACAAGAAAACUCACAACAU
Molecule: messenger RNA, 2346 nt
Organism: Orbicella faveolata
Lineage: Eukaryota; Metazoa; Cnidaria; Anthozoa; Scleractinia; Merulinidae
Product: transcriptional adapter 2-alpha-like
Biological process (GO): chromatin remodeling; regulation of transcription by RNA polymerase II
Cellular component (GO): SAGA-type complex; nucleus
Molecular function (GO): transcription coactivator activity; chromatin binding; protein binding
Source: RefSeq, a predicted model, not a curated record